Molecule: messenger RNA, 2415 nt
Organism: Owenia fusiformis
Lineage: Eukaryota; Metazoa; Annelida; Polychaeta; Sabellida; Oweniidae
Source: the annotation of a GenBank genome assembly
CCUUGACCGCAGUGUAAACUAGUCUCAAGACUGCCAAUAUCACAUUUAAAGACGAUUUUACUCGUUUAUUAAUGUAUUCUGGACAAACUUGCGCUACCAAUGUAUGGUACGACUAACAAUCGGUCUGUUCAAGACGCACAUAGACCAAAGUCGCUGCUAGAAUAAAGAGAACGGCGAAAAUCAAAGUGAAUAAAAAAGCAAUUUUUGAUUGAAAUGUCAGAAUUCACUCAUCAAUUCAAUGCAAGAUCAAAUCGUUUUACUUGACUUGGCUAUUAGCACAGGAAUUCGUCUAGACGAAAAAAGAAGUCAAUAAAGCAAGCCUCGACUCGAAGACGUCCGUGCACAUAUUGCUUGUUUAAUUUUGAAUUCAAAUCAGAGAUCAGGUGGUAUCUACAGCCUCAAUUUAGACGAACUAGGCUAGUGAAGGCAAUCUAGCUUUUAGAAUAAAAGAAUCAAUCCUUGACGGAAAUUUGAGGUCUUGCCAAAAGGUGAGACGACCACCUGAUCUAUCAGAUGAAAGAUAUGACAAGCAGUGAUCUAAAUGUUGACAGCAUUAUUGAACAACUUCUAAGUGUACGGAACAGUCCAGGAAAACAGGUACAACUCCCAGAGUCCCAAAUUCGCCAACUAUGUCAGAUUUCACGCAAUAUAUUCUUGGAACAGCCCAUGUUGGUAGAGUUAGAAGCCCCAGUGAAUAUAUGUGGGGACAUACAUGGACAGUAUGAUGAUUUACUGAGGCAUUUCGCCAAAUGUGGUUAUCCACCUGAAUCAAAUUAUUUAUUCUUAGGAGAUUAUGUUGACAGGGGUAAGAGGUCACUUGAAACAAUAUGCCUGAUCCUGGCCUACAAGAUAAAGUAUCCCAACAAUGUCUUUCUUCUUAGAGGAAACCAUGAAUGUGCAAGUAUUAAUAGAAUCUAUGGUUUCUAUGAUGAAUGUAAAAGAAGGUAUAACAUUAAAUUGUGGAAAACAUUCACAGACUGUUUUAACUGCCUGCCUAUAGCUGCCUUGAUAGAGGGAACAAUAUUCUGCAUGCAUGGGGGACUUUCACCGGAUCUCACUGACUUAGAACAGAUUAGAGAAAUUGACCGUCCCUUAGAUGUACCUGACCAUGGCUUGGUGUGUGAUCUUCUCUGGUCAGAUCCUGAUGAGGACAUAACAGGCUGGGGUGAGAAUGACAGGGGAGUCUCCUAUACAUUUGGUGGUGAUGUGGUGCGAGGCUUCUUAAAGAAAACAGACUGUAGUUUGAUAGUCAGAGCACAUCAAGUCAUAGAAGAUGGCUACCAGUUCUUUCAGAAAAGAAAGUUGGUAACCCUGUUCAGUGCUCCUAACUACUGUGGGGAGUUUGAUAAUGCUGCAGCUGUAAUGAUUGUGACUGAAGACCUGACAUGUUCCUUUAGGAUACUACCUCCUGACAAAAACAAAGUCAUAGGUGUUGACAAUAAGAACAAGAAAUAAUGACAACAUAUACUAGACUUGAUGACACCCAGGAUUAGAUGGAAGUAUCUGGCUAUUAGACUAAGUGAUAAAAACAUCAUAUAAGCUCAUGGUCUUAAAAGUGAUUCCUGUGUUUGGUCUUUUAGAUUGGACAGAGUAGACCCCGUUUUACAUUUAUUAGGAUCAACUUUUUCUUUAGAAUCAGAAAACCUGUAUUGCGUUGAUGACUGCAACAUGCUUAUGAUAAAGAUUUAACUUACUGCUUAAGCUGCUAUUCACAGAUGUAUCCAAGAUGGAUUAUACAGAAGGAUCUUACACUUGGGCCUUCUCGAACCAUCUAAUUCCUAAUGCAAUCAAUAUUUGCUACGCAUUUACUCCUUAUUAAGGAGUUUGGAAGUUUGCUGACAGUAUUAGAACAAUUGGUACAUACUGUAUUACAAGGUAACAUACGCUAUAUAUUAGUCUGGAAAAUGUUACCGGAUGGAAACAUUGAAGAGGUAUCCCUAUAAAAAAUAGUAUAGUACUAUAGUACAUGUAUAUAUUACAAAGAAUGACAAGCUAGGUCUAUUAUUUAUUUGUUAUACAAACCUAAUGGAGCUGCAGACUGCGAGUUUGAGACUGAAUGGAGUUGAAUUAAGGCACUCGGGAGAAUUGUUGGUAUCAUCACCUGUGGUUUGCAGUGGUCACCCUGGUUACAAAUCAAUUUAAAGUCAGUAUGUUGUGUGACCGCUUUCAAGCUCCAACUGAACCCUGACUCUGAUAAAAAAAUUGAAAAGCCUGAAUGAAACUUCUAAUCCAUUCACUAUCAGGCCCGUAGCCAGGGGGGUUCGAGCGAACACCCCCCUGACCAAAAAAAAAUCUUUCAAAAUCAUGCAGUUUUUCACCAUUCUGAGCACUUUUUAAGUGAUUUUGGCCAUUUUUGGACCAAAAUUGUCACAAGUGAACCCCCCUGGAAUUUUUCAAAAAGUGGCAAAUCCUGGC